Molecule: messenger RNA, 3247 nt
Organism: Oenanthe melanoleuca
Lineage: Eukaryota; Metazoa; Chordata; Aves; Passeriformes; Muscicapidae
Gene: CD46
Product: CD46 molecule
Exons: 11
Coding region: 96-1469 (457 amino acids)
Biological process (GO): negative regulation of complement activation, classical pathway
Source: RefSeq, a predicted model, not a curated record
CGGGGCGGGCCGCGCAUGCGCAGCCGGCCCCGCGCUGCGUCUGCGGUGCCGGCGGGAGGGAGCGGAGCGGCCGCGGCCGCGGCCCCGCUGCGGGGAUGGGGCAGCUCCCGGUGCCGCCGCUGCUGCUGUCGGUGUCGGUGCUGCUGCUGUGGCAGCUCGGCGGAGCCCGCGCUCAGGGUGAGUGUCCCAGGCCGGAGCGGCUGCAGUACGCAGAGCUCGACGCCAGCUCCAGGGAAAUGCAGAAUUUUCCCGUCGGGAGCCGAGUCUCCUUCACCUGCCGGCCGGGGUACAUGAGAGUGCCGGGGAUGUCGCUGACCUGGACGUGUGGAGAUGACUUGCAGUGGUCACCCAAAGGCGUCUUCUGUAAAGCAAGAAAAUGUACGUACCCAGGAGACUUGGAAAAUGGUUAUUUUGAUCCAACAGAUCUUUCAUUUGGUUCAAAGCUGACAUUUUCUUGUAGGGAAGGAUACAGGCUACGGGGUAAGGAAGAAAUUUCCUGUAUUAUCAAAGGUGGAGGUGUUGACUGGAGUGGACUUCUGCCUUACUGUGAAAAGAUUCCUUGUGAGCCACCUCCCAAAAUAGCCAAUGGGGUGUAUGAGGAGAGAGAGAGCUACGUGUACCAGAGCUCAGUGACCUACAGGUGCCUGGAUGUGCCCAGUGGCAGUGAUCCCUUCUCCCUCAUUGGCCCAAGCACCAUUCACUGCACAGCUGAUGCACACUCAAAUGGAGUUUGGAGUGGGCCACCUCCAGAAUGUCGAGUGGUCAAAUGUGAAGACCCCAGAGUUGAGAAUGGGAGAAAAACAUCUGGAUUUGGAUAUUCCUACACUUACAAGAACUCAGUUGUGUUUGAGUGUCUUCCAGGCUAUUUUCUGGUUGGAGCAGAGGUAAUUACCUGUGAAGAAAAUAGCAUCUGGGUUCCUCCAAUACCAACUUGUGAGAAAAUUACUGCAGAUAUUUGUCCUGCCCCAAAGAUCCCCAAUGGGGUCCUGGUUCCAAGCAAACCUUCCUAUGGGAAGGGAGAGUCUGUGCUGCUCAGGUGCAAUGCUGGCUGCUCCUUCCCUGGUGGCUCUGCAGAGGUGACAGUGACCUGUCAGGGACAGGGCUCCUGGACUGCUUUACAAUCCUGCACCUGUGAGUCUGAAGGUUCUGGUUCCACACCAGUCAUAAGUCAUGGGAUGGUGACAACUGGACAAAAACCCUCCUACUCUGUGGGGGAUUUCAUCACCAUUGAGUGCUACUCAGGGUACACCUUGCAUGGGCAGGCUCAGAUCCAGUACAUUGGGAACAACCAGUGGGAGCCUGCAGUGCCAACCUGCCAGCUCAGUGGAUAUGUUAUAGCCAUCAUCUGUUUGAUUGUGAUAAUUGUGAUGCUCCUGGCAGCCUUCUGGAUCUACAAGAAAUUCUUCUCACAGAAUGGGAAACGUGACAGCACUCCCAGUUCUGCCGAAUAUAAGAUGUAUAAAGCAUGAGUGACCUUGUGGGGUGGGAGGGAUUUGCAGAGGAAUAUCAGAGCUGGAAAAUGCUUGACUGCCCUUGCAGUGAGUUGCUGUCCAUGAGUUCCUUGUGCUGUGUCUUGCUGUGCUGCUGAGCUGCAGGAGGAGGUGUGUGAUAGGAUCAGAAGUGUUUGUGCACACAGAUAACACAGACAGACCCUGCUUUCCUUCUGGGCCCCUCCCUGUCCUUCUGUGCUGGUGGGCUGGGGAAAGGCAAUACUGUGGCAUGCCAGAGCCUGUGGGAGUGCUGCAGUGUCACUGUCCCAGUGCUGCUGCUGCUGCCUGCUGCCUUCAGUGCCACCUCUUUGCUUACAGAUGAUGUCCAAUAUUCUCCCCCUCUGCUCACUCAAACCUGGUUGUCCUUCCCAUCCCUUUUUGCACUUGGGAUGGUGUAAAUGGUUCUGUUGUUCCCUUUGUGCUCUGAAAUGUGUGGUUGCUCAUUCCCUGGAGAAUCUGGUGCCAUUUAAGGCAAUGUCUUUUGGAAACUAUCACAAUUAAGAUCUUAUAUACUCUACCUCUUUGUCUGCCAAAGUUGGUUGCUGUAUAUAUAAUGAAUUAAAGUGUGCCUUGAAAUCAGACUUUUAUAGCUUUUCCUUUGCUUCUGAGAAGGAAAAAAGCCAUAUAUAUUCUGAUUCUUUGCUCUAAUCCCCCAAAAACUGCAGUGGAUUUGUUGGAACUGCAAACUGAAGGAUUCUGUAGCAAAGGCAUCCCCUGCCUGUUGACAGGAGGUCCCUAAUUAUAGGAACUGCUGAGAGCUCAGUGGUAGCCAUGUCCUGUCAUGAGCACAGUGGAAGUUCCUUAGGGUGCUUGAUUCUAGUGAGCCUUGAUGUCAGUUCUGGAGAUCUUCUGUUGCUUUCAAGGAUAGAAAUGGGUGCUGUGUCUUCCACCUGCCUUGCUUCUUCACUUGAACUCACAUACUCUAUAUUUUAACCUCUGGCUGCAGACUGGGAUGUUAAAUCAAGCUCUAAAAAGCUGCAUUUAGCAUCAGCUUGCUGUUUAGAAGCAGAAGCUUUUCCCUGUCACUUUUCAGUGGAAGGAAAGCCAAACCAGUUCAGUUGUGUGAGAUGUGGUGGUCUCUUGUUUGCUGCUUCUCCAUCAAAUGUUUUAGAGUAGAUUCUGACUCCUGGAGCUCUCACCAUGAUGUUUGCCACUAGUUGAGACUCACUGCUACAACCAAUUGCUCAGCAAACCCCAGAUCUUAACUAGAAGAGGUUUUAGCUUCACAAGUCUCACUAUCAGCUCCAGGCAGCUUCUGAUUUUCACAGAACACCCAAAUAGUCUCACUUCAGAUGCCUGAGGCAGCAUUGAAACUGCUCUGGCUUGUCUGUGGCUGCUUGGCACUGCUCUCCCUGUCAUCAGCAGCUUGUUGGAGUGGCACAGAGCUGUUUGGGGCUUUCUGGGGCUUUUUGGGACAAUCCCAGCAGUUGUAUUGUUGGAGUUCAUAAUAGGCUGUGCUUAUUAGAAAGGGGCUUUGGCUCUGCAGGAGGAUUUGCUGCUCGUGGCCUGGCUGAUAGCUCAGUUUGAGAGAUGUUUGUAAACACUGGGAUGUGUGACUGGGGCUGAGUGUGGUGCUGGUCAGGAGCUCAGCUUGCUUUGUGUGGCAUCUGCAAUGUGCUGAAAUACACUGGAAUGUUCUUAACUGGGAAGUGAAAUCACUGUACAAAGUGGCCCUUUUUUAAUUCUCCUUUCUGGAUGUAAAGAUUAGCAAUGAUUUGUAAUAUUCCAAAUAAAAAUGUUAAAUUAUUUAGCAGUAA